Molecule: messenger RNA, 4279 nt
Organism: Elephantulus edwardii (Cape elephant shrew)
Lineage: Eukaryota; Metazoa; Chordata; Mammalia; Macroscelidea; Macroscelididae
Gene: CEMIP2
Product: transmembrane protein 2
Exons: 24
Coding region: 128-4279 (1383 amino acids)
Source: RefSeq, a predicted model, not a curated record
GCUCCCUGGCCAUGGAGAGGGGGUCCGGACCCCGGGUCGCCAGGAACCCGGCUCUGUCCCUUUGGACCUCUGUGUAGGCACCUGAGCUGACCGACGCUAAGCAGGGAACGGGAAGUGAUAGUGUAUCAUGUACGCCACUAAUUCGAGGGGACACUCCCCUGCUUUCCAGCAACCUCAGAAUGGUAGCAGCUAUCGCUCAUCUGGUUACAUUCCGGGGAAAGUCGUCCCGCUGCGCCCACCUCCUCCUCCAAAGAGCCAAGCUUCAGCCAAAUUGACCUCCAUGAGACAGGAAACCCGGGCAACUUUAGGAUUCUCUUCCGAAGAACAGAGAGCACAGAGAGAAAUCCGGAAGCAGAAGAGACACAAAAAUACUUUCAUUUGCUUUGCUAUAACUAGUUUUUCAUUUUUUAUUGCACUUGCAGUCAUUUUAGGGAUAUCCUCUAAAUAUGCUCCAGAUGAGAAUUGCCCAGAUCAAAACCCUCUACUCAGGAACUGGGAUCCAGGACAAGAUUCUUCAAAACACAUUGUUAUCAAGGAAGGAGAUAAAUUCCGUCUGACCUCAGAUGCCACAGUGAAUUCUAUAGUCAUUCAGGAUGGAGGACUGCUUGUAUUUGGGGACGAUAAAGAUGGAUCCAGAAAUAUUACUCUGAGGACGCGUUACAUCCUGGUCAAGGAUGGCGGGGCGCUUCAUAUUGGAGCAGAAAAAUGCCGCUAUAAAUCCAAAGCAACAAUUGCCUUAUAUGGCAAGUCAGAUGAAGGGGUGAGCAUCCCGAUAUUUGGCAAAAAGUUUAUUGGUGUAGAAGGCGGUGGGACGCUGGAGCUACAUGGGGCUCGGAAGAUGUCGUGGACGUUGUUGGCAAGGACACUCCAUUCCUCAGGCUUGAUAUCUAGCUCCUAUACCUUUGAUAAGGAGUUUUCGCGGGGCCUCAAUGUGAGGGUCAUUGACCAAGACACGGCCAAAAUUUUGGAAAAUGAGAGGUUUGAUACUCAUGAAUUCCAAAAUGAGAGCAAGCGGCUUGAGGAAUUUUUGAGAGACCAGGAACCAGGGAGAAUCGUUGCUAUAGCUGUUGGGGAUUCAGCGGCCAAGAACCUCUUACAAGGAACGAUACAGAUGAUCCAGGACCGCUUGGGAAGCAAGCUCAUCCAAGGCCUGAGCUACAGACAAGCUUGGGCUUUAGUUGGUAUCGUUGAUGGUGGAAGUGCUGCUUGCAACGAAUCUGUGAGAAACUAUGAAAAUCACAGUAGUGGAGGGAAAGCUCUUGCCCAAGGAGAAUUCUAUACCAUGGAUGGUCAGAAAUUUGCUGUGACAGCUUAUAGUGAAUGGAUUGAAGGUGUUUCCCGUUCAAGCUUCCGGGUGGAGGUUGUGGAUGGAGUGAUACUUCACUUGCUGGAUGAUGUUGGCAGCUGGGAGCCUGGAGACCAGAUUGUGGUCGCUAGCACUGACUAUUCCAUGUACCAAGCAGAGGAGUUCACACUUCUCCCCUGUCCUGAGUGCAGCCGCUUCCAGGUCAAAGUCAAAGAAACACCUCAGUUCCUGCACAUGGGAGAGAUUGUAGAUGGUGUGGACAUGCGAGCUGAGGUGGGAAUUCUCACCAGGAAUGUUGUAAUCCAAGGAGAGAUGGAGGACUCUUGUUAUGCUGAAAACCAGUGCCAAUUCUUUGAUUUUGAUACCUUUGGGGGACAUGUCAUGAUAAAGAAGAAUUUUACUUCUGUCCAUCUUUCUUAUGUGGAAUUGAAACACAUGGGUCAGCAGGCCCUGGGCCGGUAUCCUGUCCAUUUCCACCUGUGUGGCGAUGUGGAUGUCAGAGGAGGGUACAGACACGCGACGUUUGUGGAUGGCCUGUCUAUUCAUCAUAGCUUCUCAAGAUGCAUCACUGUGCACGGGACGAACGGCUUGCUGAUAAAAGACACCAUUGGAUUUGACACACUGGGUCAUUGUUUCUUUUUGGAGGAUGGUAUUGAACAGAGAAAUACUUUGUUUCACAAUCUUGGACUUCUCACCAAGCCCAGCACCCUUCUCCCUACCGACAGGAAUAACUCCAUGUGUAUCGCCAUCCGUGAUAAAGUAUUUGGAAAUUACAUCCCCGUGCCGUCCACCGACUGUAUGGCUGUUUCAACUUUCUGGAUCGCUCAUCCCAACAAUAAUCUGAUAAAUAACGCAGCUGCCGGCUCACAGGAUGCUGGAAUAUGGUAUUUAUUCCACAAGGAAGCUACCGGAGAAUCCAGUGGAGCGCAACUCUUAGAGAAACCAGAACUGACCCCGCUCGGUAUAUUUUAUAACAAUCGUGUCCAUUCCAGUUUUAAGGCUGGUUUAUUUAUUGACAAAGGUGUUAAAACAACCAAUGCCAGUGCUGCUGACCCACGAGAAUACCUCUGUCUGGAUAACAGUGCAAGGUUUCGGCCUCAUCAGGAUGCGGAUCCCGAGAAGCCCCGUGUUGCUGCCGUGAUUGAUCGACUCAUCGCUUUUAAAAAUAACGAUAAUGGAGCGUGGAUCAGAGGGGGUGAUAUCAUCGUGCAGAACUCAGCGUUUGCAGAUAAUGGAAUAGGACUGACCUUUGCCAGCGAUGGAAGCUUCCCAAGUGAUGAAGGUUCGAGCCAGGAGGUGUCUGAAUCUCUCUUUGUUGGCGAGAGCAGGAAUUAUGGCUUCCUGGGUGGUCAGAACAAGUACAUGGGCACAGGUGGAAUAGACCAUAAGCCUCGGACUUUACCUCGGAAUAGGACAUUUCCAAUCAGGGGCUUUCAGAUCUAUGAUGGGCCCAUCCAUCUCAGGAGGAGCACUUUUAAAAAAUAUGUGCCAACUGUGGACAGAUACAGCAGUGCGAUCGGCUUUCUCAUGAAGAAUUCCUGGCAGAUGACCCCCAGGAAUAACAUUUCCCUCGUGAAGUUUGGCCCACAGGUCACUUUGAAUGUCUUCUUUGGAAAGCCUGGCCCAUGGUUUGAAGAUUGUGAGCUCGAUGGUGAUAAGAACUCCAUAUUCCAUGACGUUGAUGGCUCUGUGACAGGAUACAAGGAUGCUUAUGUGGGAAGAUUUGACAACUACCUGAUCCGCCAUCCAAGCUGCGUUAAUAGGACCAAGUGGAAUGCAGUGGUCUGCAGUGGCAGCUAUGCCCAGGUCUAUGUGCAGACGUGGAGCACACAGAAUCUUACUAUGACCAUUGCUCGAGAUGAAUAUCCAUCCCACCCAAUGGUGCUGCGGGGUAUUAACCAGAAGGCUGCCUUCCCGCAAUACCAGCCCGUGAUCAUGCUGCAGAAGGGCUACACCAUCCACUGGAAUGGCCCAGCACCCCGGACUGCUUUCCUAUACCUCGUAAACUUCAACAAGAAUGACUGGAUCCGAGUGGGCCUCUGCUAUCCAGCGAGCACAAGCUUCCAGGUGACCUUUGGCUUUCUACAGCGGCAGAAUGGCUCUCUGUCCAGAAUGGAAGAUUAUGAGCCUGUCCAGUCUCUGGAAGAGCUGCAGAGGAAGCAGUCCGAGAGGAAGUUCUAUUUUGACUCCAAAACUGGGUUACUGUUUUUGUAUCUCAAAGCCAAAGGUAGCAGAGAUGGCCACAGUUACUGUUCAUCUCAGGGAUGUGAACGAGUCAAGAUCCAAGCAACGACAGACUCGAAAGACAUCAGUAACUGCAUGGCCCAAGCAUAUCCCCAGUAUUAUCAAAAGCCGUCAGCAGUCAAGCAGAUGCCCGCCAUGCUUUCUGGACCCUGCCGAGGCUGUGGCACCAGACAGGUGGUGUUUACUAGUGAUCCUCAUAAAAGCUACCUCCCAGUGCAAUUCCAGUCACCCAGUAAAGCUGAUAUUCAACGUGGAAACCCAACUGUUAUCUCUGUGAACGGCACUGACUUCCCCUUCCGAAGCGCUGGGGUCCUCCUCCUCGUGCUGGAUGCCUGCAGCGUUCCAUUCCGGUUGAUAGAAAGGAAGUUUUUCUCUCAUGCUGAUGCCAUUCACUUGGAAGAGUAUUUAAAAACAAGGAUCCCUUCAAGGUCAAUUGUUCUGUUGAGCACAAGAGGAGAAAUUAAACAGUUGAACAUUUCAUAUUCACUAGUACCUCUGGGCUUAGCCAAACCGGCUCAUCUUUAUAACAAAGGGAGUACCGUAUUUCUGGGAUUCAGCGGAAACUUUAAACCUUCAUGGACUAAGCUAUAUACCAAUCCUGCUGGCCAGGGCCUUGGGCUGCUGGAACAGUUCUUACCUUUGCAGCUGAGUGAAUACGGCUGUCAGGGAGUCACCGCCCCCCGCAGGCGAGACCUGGAACUGUUCAAACAAGCUUCAAAAGCACAAUAG